Molecule: messenger RNA, 1689 nt
Organism: Punctularia strigosozonata HHB-11173 SS5
Lineage: Eukaryota; Fungi; Basidiomycota; Agaricomycetes; Corticiales; Punctulariaceae
Product: SET domain-containing protein
Exons: 9
Coding region: 1-1689 (562 amino acids)
Cellular component (GO): nucleus
Molecular function (GO): protein binding
Source: RefSeq, a predicted model, not a curated record
AUGCGGGUUGACGCUUCCGCAAUCAUCCAGGAUCAGGAGCAGACAGAAUCAGCAAAGCCGGUGGACAAGGAUGGGCUGUACGCCUGCAUACCGCCCACGCUGGACCUGCGCGAGUCCCCGAAGAGCGGUCGAGGAUUGUACGUGAAGGUGGCUAUCCGACGAGGCUCAUCGCUGCUCUCCACUCGCCCGCACGUCUCCGUUCUCUCUACCCCGUACCUAUCCUCCCACUGCUCCUCGUGCGCCGCACCGGCAUCCCCUGAGCGUCCUCAGUUGAAACGAUGCGCCAAGUGUCACGUUGUCCACUACUGUAGCCAGAAAUGCCAAAACGCCGACUGGAAAGCGCACAAGCCCGAAUGCGACGCCCUCCAGCGAUGGGCCACCGCCGCGCCGUCCCCAGACCUCGCGGUGCCCGAAGAAGCCGUGCGAUGCCUCGGCAGAAUGCUCUGGCAGAAACAGCGCAACCCGUCGAGCAUCUGGUCGAGAGAGAUCGACAGCAUGCAAUCCCACAGAUCGUCUCUCCGCCCCGAGUCCUUCGAAUCGCACGCUUACCUCGCCCACGCGCUCGUGCGCUACCUCGGCCUCGACGCCCCCGAAAAGCUCGCGUCCUUCGGCCUCCGCUCCGCGGGCGACGUCGUCGACCUCAUCUCACGCUUCACGACGAACGCGAUCACCCUCGCCGCGCCCUCGCUCACCCCGCUCGGCGUCUCCGUCUCGCCCGCCGUCGCGCUCGUCAACCACUCGUGCGCCCCGAACGCCGUCGUCGUCUUCCCGCGCGUGUCCAAGACCGUCGACCAAGAGCCGGUGAUGCAAGUCAUCGCGCUGCGGGACAUUCACCCCGACGAAGAGGUCACGACGGCGUACAUCGACACGACCGUCCCGCGCGAGCAACGCCAGAAGAUACUGCGGGACACGUACCACUUUACCUGCUCUUGCUCUCUCUGCGCGGCUGAAGACCCGGACCCACGCGAAUCGAUCUGGUGUCCGAAGCGAUGCGGCGGGACGUGCUCAUUCCCGACCGAAGCGGUCCCGCUGCCCCGCUGCCUCAAGUGCAAAGCGGCCUUCCCGUCCACCGGCGCGAUCGCGGACGCCAUCCGCGUCGGCCAGGAGGCGCUCGACAAAGCGACGUCCCUGCAGUUCUCCGAUCCCUCCCGCGCGCUGCACCUGACGUCGAACACGCUCCCCCUCCUUCUCUCGCACGGCCUCGCGCCCGGCGCGCACCCGCUCCUCGCCCUCGCGCGGCUGCACCAGGCGCUCCUCAUCGACGCGCUCUCCGGCUCCGGCUCCGGCUCCGGCAGCCCGAGCGAGGCGCAGGAGAAGCUGGACGAGACGGUGCGCGUCGCCGCGCGGACGUGCGCCGGGCUCGAGGCGGUGCUGCGCGCGGGCCACCCCGUGCGCGCCGUCGCGCUCGCCGAGCUGGGCAAGCUGCUCGCCGCGGACGAGCCCCAGCCGCCCCCGUCGGCGGAGGACGCGUUCCCGCCGCACGGGCCGCCGCGCCUGCGCCUCGCGCACGGCACGCUCCUGCGCGCGCUGGAGGAGCUCCGGAUCGGGUUCGGGGGGCGGAACGCGGGGGGCGAGGUCGGGGGCGAGGUGAGGGAGUGGGUGGCCAGGCUGGAGAAGGAGAUGGGCGUGUGGAGGCGCGGCGUGCGCGAUGCGUUGGAGGACGUGCCCGCUCGCGCAUCGGGGUCCUAG